AUGACCUCCGAGGAGGACAUCCCCGGCUAUUAUGAAGCACUCGGCCAAUGGUCCGGGGUUGAAACACCUGGCUUCCCAGCAAAUUACAUGGGGGUCAACCCAUCAUACUGUACAGGGCCCAUGGUGCCACCAACCAUGUUAACCCCAAUUAGUCUCCCUGAUAGUUCAUUUCGACCCAGCCCAGCAUUGAGCCACCAUUCGCAAGAGUAUGCCCAAGACUACAGCUACGCCAUUGAGCCAGCACAAGGCCUGGGAAUAUCCGCCCCCUUCCCAAGCGAGUAUCCUCGAACAAGCGCCCCAGAUGCAAGUUACAUGUAUGCACAAGAGGACAUGUCCUAUGGCACAGGCCAUACGCCAAUUAUGUCCCCCGGAGGUCCACCUCCCAAGCGCACGAAGCGCGCAUCCUCCAAAUCAUCCCGCGACACACCAAUCAACAUCCUGCCAAACCCAGAAGGAAUCCAGCGUAUGGAGCGUGCCCCUCCUCAGACGCCACCUGUGCUCCCUCGAAUUCGUGGAUCCGGCAGAGGUAGACGGGAUCCACAGGCGGAGCAAGAAGAUGAGUUUGUGGAGAAUUUGCGCCAGCAGAAUGUUGCUUGGAAGGUUGUUCGUGAUGAGUUCCAGAAGACGUUCAAUAAGCAGACUUCGGAGGCACGUCUGCAGAUGCGGCUGCUCCGGAGACGUAAGGAGCGGCUGACACGCUGGGAAGACAAUGAUGUUCAGCUUCUUAUCAGCGCCCAUGAGAGCUGGGAGAAUGAGAAAUUUCGGUUCAUUUCAGACAAGGUAAGUCUUCUACAAUCUGGGUCGAACUGGGCCUUCGUUCAAGAGUUAACACACUGCCAGAUGAGAGAAUUCGGCUCGACAAAAGACUACACCGCAGAACAAUGCAAAGCACAACUACAGCUCCUCGAAGCUAAACAACAAAAUCGUCGAGAAUCAGGAAGCACUUCCCCUUCAGCCAUGUCCGACCCGCCACACACACCUUCAUUACCAUCGAUAUCACGCAAGCGGGCUCGGCCCCAAUCAUGGGACGAGCACAAUGCAUAG
Penicillium atrosanguineum is the source of this 1044-nucleotide messenger RNA. RefSeq lists its product as uncharacterized. The record is from RefSeq and is a predicted model, not a curated record. The transcript has 3 exons. NCBI's taxonomy places the organism in Eukaryota, Fungi, Ascomycota, Eurotiomycetes, Eurotiales, Aspergillaceae. The coding region runs from base 1 to 1044 and encodes 347 amino acids.